Panicum virgatum (switchgrass) is the source of this 2091-nucleotide messenger RNA. RefSeq lists its product as uncharacterized. Gene Ontology annotation, molecular function: protein binding. The transcript has 5 exons. The record is from RefSeq and is a predicted model, not a curated record. Lineage: Eukaryota; Viridiplantae; Streptophyta; Magnoliopsida; Poales; Poaceae. Bases 315 to 1910 code for a protein of 531 amino acids.
GCUUGAGCACCACAGGCUCUUACCGGUGCUUUAGGAUUCGUGCGCUUUUGGGUAUCUGACGGACGAGGGGCCGGCCCUGCCUGCCUUGGCUGUUCCGUUUCUUCCUCCUCCAUGCUUCCACCGGUGGUAGUUGCCUUGGCGCUCCUCCUCCGAUUAGGAACUAGAGAGACGAGACGAGAGAGGAGAGACGCUGUUCCUCUUCCCCUCCCCUUCCCUGCUGGCUAUGUUGGAUUCGAAUCCAUAAUCUGCAAAAGGGAUAUAUCUAGCGCCCGCGCUCUGGCGACUCCCCUCCGGCCCUCCCCAUCUAAUCUGCCAUGGGACUGCAGAAUCUGAUGCGCUUCAUGCACAUGCAGCGGCAGCGUGACCAGCAGCGCCGCCGCCAAGAUCCCCCCAUUGGACUUAUUGCUUCACGAGCUAAAAGAAAGGGAUCACCCUGCCAACAAGAUGAUGAUUCUCAGAAUGAUCAACUAGAGAUACAAUCAGGACCAACCCUUCCAGAGGACAUCUGGCACCAUAUACGUUCCCUGAUGCCAAUGCGAGAUUCUGCCCGAGUCGCUUGUGUUUCUCGUGCCUUUCUACAUUCCUGGAGAUGCCAUCCCAACCUCACCUUUAGUUAUACAACAUUUGGAUUGAAUACAAAGGCAUAUGGAAAGGAUGAAUUAGCUGGAGUUUUCUACGGCAAAGUGGACCACAUUCUGCAAAGGCACUCAGGCAUCGGCGUGAAGAAACUCAAGAUUCAAACUGGUUCACAUUAUAGUGCAAAGGACUCUUAUUAUCUCAACAGUUGGCUUCAGAUUGCUGUUACACCAGGGAUUGAAGAACUCACACUCAUGCUUUGCACAAUGAAAGCAAAAUAUAAUUUCCCAUACACACUUCUGUCUAACGGGAGUGGAGACUCAAUCCAAUAUCUUCACCUUUCUAGUUGUUCCUUCCACCCUACUGACGCUCUUGGUCCUUUAAGAAGUCUGACGAGAUUGCAUCUUAAUCUUGUGCAUAUUACGGGUGAUGAGUUAGGAUGCUUCCUUUCCCGUUCUUUUGCUUUGGAGCGAUUAGAAGUCAGGUACUGUGAUAGAAUAGUUUGCCUCAAGGUACCUUGCUUGCUGCAGCGGCUCUGCUAUCUGGAGGUGUUUGGGUGUGGCAGGCUGAAAGUGAUAAACAAUGAAGCUCCAAAUCUCACCAGUUUUCAAUUUGAAGGGGACACCACAGUACAACUAUCAUUCGGAGAAACGUUGCAGAUGAAGAAACUAAACAUGUACCGUUCUGGAGCAGUUUUCUAUGCCCGUGCUGAACUUCCAUCAAGCAUGCCAAAUCUUGAAGCUCUUACUGUAUCUUCGCGCAGCGAGGUGGCAUAUGCUCCAAUUCUGCAUAGCAAAUUCCUGCACCUCAAGUACUUGAGUAUUUCCCUUAAUGGAGCACCCUUUUCCCCGGCCUAUGAUUAUUUGUCUCUGGCUUCUUUUCUUGAUGCCGCUCCUAUUUUGGAAAGCUUCCACUUGGAUGUAUUCCAGCGAUUCAUGGAGAAUGUCUCAAUUUUUGCAAGUCCCUCUGAACUGAGAUGUAUACAAGGAGGGCAUCAUCACAAACUUAAGAGGGUACGGAUCAAUGGAUUCUGCUCGGCAAAGAGCUUGGUUGAGCUAACAUGCCAUGUUCUCCAGCAUGUAAUGUCACUUGAGUACCUCACGUUGGAGGCUCCUCAGAGUUCUUGGAAGUGUUCUGAGCCUGAGAACAAAUCUGGAAAGUGCUUCCCAAUGGUUAGGGAUAUUCUCAUGGAAGCUCAGAGUGCAGUCCUGGCUAUUAGAGAAUACAUUGAACCUAAGGUUCCUUCCACGGUGAAGCUGCGUGUCUUGGAGCCUUGCAGCUGCCAUGAUCUUGAUUCAGAAUUUGAAUUAUAUGUGUUUUUAGACGGGCCAUGAUUUGUACAAUAGUAUCAGUAGUGCCAAUUGCUCAGUUGCAGUAGUAUUACUUGCACUGGCUGUGCUGUUUCCUGGUCUAUGGCACCAUUCGGUUUUAUCUGUUUAAUUAGUGUCAGUAUCACAGUAUGCAUAUGGAUACUUCCAUCAUAAACAAUAACAUGCGUGCUUAUUGGAAUAGCAA